AUGUUGUAUAGUCUUGAUGUGAUUGGUGUGGAAGACAGAGGAGAAGAUGAUCAUUUGGAUGUUUACACCGAAUUCAACGAGACCAUUGUUCGAGACAAGGAAGGACGGUACCAAGUCAACGUUCCGUGGAUACCUGGUGCCCAACUUAGAGAGACAAAUAAAGUACAGAUCAAGAAACGCCUGCGUUCGGUCACAAAGAACUCAAUCAAGACCUCGGUCUGAAAGCAGAAUACCGGAAUAUCGUAGCCCAACAGCUUGAGAAAGGAAUCAUCGAGAGGGUCCCAGGGGAACCGAUCAGAAGUCGUGUGUUUUAUAUGCCACAUAAACCAAUGGUGAAAUCUUCUGCCACAACUACAAAGAUCUGAAUGGUGUUUGAUGCCAGCGCGAAGCCGAACCCACUCGCUCGAAGUGUUAAUGAGUGCAUGUAUAAGGAUCCUCCACUACAGCCGUUGCUGUGGGACGGAGAUGCCUUUCGAUUUGUAUUCGAAUUGAUAGACGGAACGGAAGAGCAAUUCAGAUUUACCAGAAUACCCUUUGGCGCAGAGGCGAGUCCCUUUCUUCUCGGAGCCACCAAGGUUGCAACACCAUUAUGAUAACCAACCACAGGAGAAGCAUACUCAGUCUGAUACCCUGAUUCGCCACAUUCACGAACAGACAUUUCAUUUGGGAAUUGCUAGUACCAUGGGUGUUAUUCGAGAGGAGUGGUGA
Paramuricea clavata is the source of this 708-nucleotide messenger RNA. Lineage: Eukaryota; Metazoa; Cnidaria; Anthozoa; Malacalcyonacea; Plexauridae. The record is from the annotation of a GenBank genome assembly.